Messenger RNA from Trichosporon asahii var. asahii CBS 2479, 246 nucleotides. RefSeq lists its product as uncharacterized. NCBI's taxonomy places the organism in Eukaryota, Fungi, Basidiomycota, Tremellomycetes, Trichosporonales, Trichosporonaceae. The transcript has a single exon. The record is from RefSeq and is a predicted model, not a curated record. Bases 1 to 246 code for a protein of 81 amino acids.
AUGUCCUCAAUUGUCAACGGUAUCGGGACACCUUCAUCCCUCUACCAGGUAUUCCCCGCCCGACAUCCUCUUUUGGGACUCGGUCGUGAGCACCCGGUUUCGCAAGCACUUCCUCGCAGUCACAACCUCCUCUUCUCAAUUUGCUCCAGAAUGUCUCUCCGAUACCUUCGGACAGUGCUUUCAAAACGAAAGUACCUCAAUGCUGUCAGUAUCAAAUACAAGUCCGACAUGCUCGGUGCUUCAUGA